Messenger RNA from Kickxella alabastrina, 1397 nucleotides. RefSeq lists its product as uncharacterized. The transcript has a single exon. The coding region runs from base 140 to 1078 and encodes 312 amino acids. Lineage: Eukaryota; Fungi; Kickxellomycota; Kickxellomycetes; Kickxellales; Kickxellaceae. The record is from RefSeq and is a predicted model, not a curated record. Gene Ontology annotation, biological process: microtubule organizing center organization; spindle assembly.
GUGGUUUGUUGUUUCAUAUUGUCUUGAACUGCACGCAACACAAAAAAACUCAAUUUUCGUUUCUUUCUACUCGACAAUUUACCACACCAAAUUACAGUCUGAAUUUCACAUUCACAACAACACAAGGAAGAGCUGUGCCAUGGGUCUUCCGAAUCACCACAGAGGUUCAGCUGGCCCGGCUUCCAAAACUGCUCACGCUCAUCCUGCGGCGUCAAAAGUCGCUAAGGCAGCACCAGACACCACGCAAAAGCGCAGCACUACAGGAUUGCUAUUAGCCAAACCAAAAAUACAGUUGACGGGAAACGGUACACGGCAGCAGCAGCAGCAGCAGCAGCAGCAGAAGGCCAAGCAUAGCAAUAUUGACCCGAUGACAGUAUGCAUAGAUCUGGCCAGCCAAAUAGGUCUGGCAAUCAGCGGCAGCAACCCCACACAAGCCGACAGCGACGAUGCGGAUGUGGCGGCAGCCAACGAGAGAUACAUGCAGCAGAUGGAUGCCGACAACUACGGCUCUGACGACGACUUGGGUGAAUCUGAGGAGACUCAGGCUGGCAAGAUGAAGGGCGAGAUGCUGGACAGGCUGGCAGCAUUUGAUAAGCAGCUGUUGGACAAGUGGAUGGACGCUGAUCGGCGAGACUACGAGGUCAAUGGCGAGGUCUUGGACCAGGAGGUGGUGAACAGGCGGCUGGACCUGCUGAAGACAUUUGCCCUACAUUUGCGCAGGAUUGGCAAAAACAAGUCGAGCCUUUUGGCCCGCUUGGUAGAGCCGAUGGCCGAGGAACACUGGGUGCUCGAUCCAGCCUACCACCAGCAAAUGGUGGAUGCAUUCCAGACUAUGUGCAGGAUGAUCAACAAUCUUCCUGAAAUGGCUGCUGCCGCGCGGCAUUGCAUGGCGCCAGAGACGCUGCGGGAGCUGGAGGACGCUGGCCAGGCCGAAGGUGCGUUGGCCGAUGGGGCGGCCAGCAAGGCGCGGCAAAUAGCCCAGAUGGAGCGGUUGGUGCAUGAGGUCGAGCAGGUUAUCGAGAGGCUUCAUCUAGAAACAAGUAGCACCAAACGUGAUACGCUAUUAUCGUCCCUGUAACCAUUCUAUUUUAUUCACUAAACAUACACAUGCUUUUAUACUCGUUGAGAAUGUCGAUUUCAGCAGUAGUCCUCGACACACAUAUAACGUAUUUUAAUACUUAUUCAUUAUUAUUGCUGCUCCAAAACCAAACAGGGAGUGAGGGAGAGGGGAUCAAAGGGAGAGCUGUGGACUAAUAAAAAAGCUCUACAAACAGAGAAGCUAGUGUUGGAGAUUCAAUACAUUAGAAGAGGGAGGAGUAGCGAGGCCUGCACUUGUACUCAGUGGUGGUGAUCGGGGCGGGCUCGACUGCAGAAUAGGCGGGAGCAGGAGCGGGAGU